AUGGUCCCCGUCUCUGACGAUCACCAAUCACAGCUGAACGUUGCUCAACAAGAUCCAAGCCAUGGGGCAGCUUCCUCCACUGUAACAAUUGAACACCUACCGGGAGAGUCAACCCUCCAGCCCCGGACGGAUACGGGCUGGGCUUGGGUCGUACUACUCGGUGCCGUCGUGGUGAAUUUCGUAGCUUUCGGGGCCUCGGCAUCGUUGAGUGUGUAUCUAAACGUAUGGAUGGAGUACUUCGAUGUUUCUGCUGUGACAGUUGGAUUUGUGCUGUCGUUUCGAACUCUGAUAAAAACAUUGAUGGGUCCUGUAUCAGCCGCAAUUUGUACAAAGUUUGGGCCUCGCGUGACUAUGAUGGUGGGCGGAGUCGCACUGGUGGGAGGGUAUGCAAUGGCAACUUGCUCACCCACCGUUUGGAUCCUGAUACUCAGCAAUGGGGUCCUAACAGCAUUUGGAUCAAGUCUAUCGCGAGUGGCAUCCUUCCAAGCCCUUAGUGUUUACUUCAAGAAGAGGUUCACAUUCGCCGUUGGAUUGGCAUCAAUCGGUCUUGGCGUCAAGCAGCUGGUCUGUCCCCCUCUGUACACCUACCUGAUUGACCUGUACGGCUGGCAAGGUUCCAUGCUCUUGAUAGCGGGAGUAAGUUUCCAUGUUGUAGCAGCCGGAGCCCUCUUGCGGCCAAUAACUUUAAGAAAGACAACCCUUGGUCCAGAAGAGGUUACCGACGACUCUUGCAACACGUCUGCUACAACAGAAGCUAAUGUCUCUCCCGGACUGGACUCGCAGUUUGCAAAUUCUAGCAGUAAUAUAGAGGACACUGGCGGUGACUCAGACACCAAACCGUCGUCUGUUGGCUGUGUCAUCAAACGCCACUACUUCGCCCUCAAACAUUUCAUGUUGGAAACGUAUGGCAUCAGACGCCUUGCUCACAAUAGUGCAUUCAUCAUCCUGAUGGUCGUAUCCGUCUGCCACGGCUUCGGCAAACUGGGCUUGGUGUACUCCGUAGUCCGUGCUGAAUCAGUCGGCAUCGAACCCAACCUUGCGGCGCUUAUCCUCUCCUUGAUGGGUGGUGGUAGUACCAUAGCUGUCGUCGCCCACGGCUGGUUCGUUGAUAAGAAGUACAUCACAGCGGAGUUGGCCUACUCUAUAGGUGCGUUACUCUACGGCGUGCUUGCUGCCCUCACUCCGGCUUUUGAGACUUUCGUUCCGCUGGCGAUCAUCGCAGUUCCGAUGGGAAUGGUGACCGGAAUGACCGGCUCACUCAUCACCGUUAUUAUAUGCUCUCACGUGAAGAAAAUGGACACAGCCGGAGCGUUCGGAGCACAUCUAUUUUUCUGGGGUAUCGGCGAAAUCGCUGGAGUCUUUGUGGCUGGUUUCAUGUACGACAGCCUAGGGAGCUAUGAUUUCGCUUUCUUCAUCGGUGGGGGCGCUUUGCUAAUCGCGUCCAUGCUGACCUUUGUCAUCUACGUCACACACAGGAGUAAGCAGAGACGCCAAGAGAUCGCCACUGUCGAGAGCUGCGCAACGGCUACUGUCGAGAACUGCGCAAAGGCUACUGUCGAGAUCUGCGCAGAGGCUACUGUCGAGAACUGCGCAAAGGUUACUGUCGAGAACUGCCCAGAUGCUACUGUCGAGAACUGCGCAGAGGCUACUGUCAAGAACUGUGCAGACCCGAGUGAUUUUCCAACCAACGUGUGCGGUGCGCAACGUGAAGAGAGAGGUAUUUCCAAUCCUGCUUACGUUCUGACCAGUGAUGACGAGUCCAGCGAAUAUAGUGUAACGUGAAAGAAAAAUCAAUGGUUCAACGAAGCUGACUUGAUUGGUUGUCAUCGAUGACGCAAAGACAACCGGUCGUGACGUCACUCAACUUGGACGGUCACGUGCGCUAUUAAGUGCGCAGGGCUUAGUGUUGGGUCCUCGCUCCAUUUAGGGAUUCCAUACUUCUUAAUAACUUUCCCUGUCUUUAAGGAGAUGACACAUAAACAAGAAAGGUCUGACACUGGUGACGUUGAUCAAUGGCCACUCUUUGCCACAGAACUAACGCACACACUAUUGACAGUCGUUGACGGUGAAUUUGAUAAUGGCUCAACGUGAUUACCCAGAUUCAGGAAUCGAGAUGGUACAAUACAUCAUUCGAUGAAUUUGAUUAUCGUCUGGUUCAAGUCUAACUUCUACU
Messenger RNA from Asterias rubens (European starfish), 2173 nucleotides. RefSeq names its product monocarboxylate transporter 13-like. Gene Ontology annotation, biological process: transmembrane transport; monocarboxylic acid transport. The transcript is spliced from 4 exons. The record is from RefSeq and is a predicted model, not a curated record. Bases 1 to 1782 code for a protein of 593 amino acids. Lineage: Eukaryota; Metazoa; Echinodermata; Asteroidea; Forcipulatida; Asteriidae. Gene Ontology annotation, molecular function: monocarboxylic acid transmembrane transporter activity.